AUGAUGCGUCGUAUCGCCUUCAGAGUUGCGGCCGUCUCGAGGCCCGUCACGGUGUCCGCCUCCGUGCUCCCCUCCAUGUAUCGCGGGGUGAGUACAACUCCAACCCUUGAGAUGGACAAGAUUAUGAGCAAAAUCAAGUCUGAAGGUAUUUUUGAUACCCCGAUGAUCAAAGAUACCCUCUCGCGCUUUGUGAACAGCCUUUCCUCCACCACAUACCUGAAGCACGUCACCCCCGAAGAGGUCAGCAACCACGUUCUCGGUGUCCUCAACGCUGAGGCAUCCCAAAAAAUGGGCAAUGCCUAUGAGUUCGCGCGCGAAGACAACCACUCCGCCUUCUACAUCUGCAAAAACGAGCCGGAGAGCAUCAUACGGAAUGUACGCAGGAUGGCCAAGUAUACGUCGCGGCCUGAUAUUCCGGAGAAUCACAGUGUAGUCGUGCGCUCCUUCCAUGCAGAGAACCCCUCCAUGGUCAUCUACACCGUUUCCUUCGUCCCCUUCGACGUUCCCAAACCGGAUGAAAGCGAAACCAAGGCAGAGAAGCUGAUCCCAAAACAACUGCUCAAAAACCUCUCGGAGGAGAAGCUCAAACGCCUGCAGAGGCUCCUCGAUCGUCGUCCGAACUCCGUCUUCCCGGUGAUCGACACCGUCGAGGACAGCAGGAGCAAGGAUACUAUUCUCUUCACCAUGGCUACGUGUGCGGAUAAGACCAACUACAUCGUCUCCUUGCUGAACGUCUUCCAGGAGAUCAAGGGAAGCGAGGUGAUCCGCGUUAGCACCUGCACCCUUGUCAGUGGCGACCGAGUAUACUCCAUGAUCAUCAAGGGCGCGACGCUAGAGCAGGUUAAGGAACAAGCAUCGAUGGUGGGUUUACUCUCAUCGAAGGCCGCCAAGCCGAUUGUGCGGAUGUAUGAAUCGGGCAUGCUGACCUGCGAACAGGCCGUCUACAUCGACGCCGCGUUCAUUUUCUCGUUCUACUUCACACAGAUUCCCGUCGACGACACCUACCGCCACCUGCGCACGGUGCUUGAGAACGUCCCCCACGGCAUUAACUGGUUGAACUCCAUGCGCAACUCGCUCGCCCAGGAGACGAUGUCGGAGCACUACAUGGGAAGCCUAAUCGAGAACUACCCUCAGUUCGUGCAGCUUAUCUACGAGGACUUCCAGAAGGGCUCGACGGCGGAGCGACGAGCCUCCAUCGCGGAGCAGAUCGUGCAAAAGCUAGCCGACGACGGCCGGCUUCCACACGACGUUGCCAUUUUCAUGAGCCUCCUCAAGUUCAACGAGGUGGUGCUGAAGCACAACUUCUUCAAGACGGAGAAGGCCGCACUCGCGUUCCGGCUCGAUCCGAGCUUUUUGAAGGAUCUGGAGUAUCCACUGGUGCCGCAUGGCGUCUUUCUUUUCGCCGGCGGCCACUGGCGUGGUUUCCACAUCCGAUUCACCGACAUCGCCCGUGGUGGGGUCCGUCUGAUUGUCUCCAAGCCGAACACCUACAGCAAGAACAAGCGCACCGUCUUCCAAGAGAACUACAACCUUGCCUUCACGCAGCUGCUUAAGAACAAGGAUAUCCCAGAAGGAGGGAGCAAGGGCACGAUCCUUGUCUCCAGCCGCUUCCUCACGGCCUUUGACGAGGCCGCGUGCAAGCGGAUAUUCCUCCAGUAUGUGGACGCGAUGCUCGACCUCAUGAUUCCCGGCGAGCCUGGCAUCGUCAACCGCCUUGGCCAGGAUGAGAUCAUCUUCCUCGGGCCGGAUGAGUACACCGCCGGGAGCUUCCCCUCCGCGGGCGCCCUCCACAGCAAGAAACGCGGCUACGUCAACUGGAAGAGCUUCACAACCGGGAAGGAUCCCGAUAUGGGGGGGAUUCCGCACGACGUCUACGGCAUGACCACGCGCAGCGUGCGCACCUUCGUGAAUGCCAUCUACCGAGAGCUCGGGCUCGAUGGCUCCAAGAUGCGGAAAUUCCAAACCGGCGGCCCCGAUGGCGAUCUCGGCAGCAAUGAGAUUCUGAUGAGCAACGAGGUGUUGAUCGGGGUCGUCGACGGCUCCGCCUCGCUGCACGAUCCGAAUGGGCUGAAUCGGGAGGAGCUUCUCCGCCUCGCCUGCGGCCGUAUGCCGCUUGCGAAGUUCGACCGCUCGAAGCUCUCGAAGGACGGCUUCCUGGUUCUUGUCGAUGACGUGAACGUGACGUUGCCGGACGGGACGCUCGUGAAGAAAGGCGUGCAGCUCCGCGACGAGUUUCACUUCCUGAAGUACAGCGACGCGGACGUCUUCGUGCCGUGCGGGGGGCGCCCGCGCAGCAUCACCCUCGAGAACGUCGCCCGCCUGCUGAAGAUGAAGGGGGUGGAUGGGGAGGAUAUGCUGCAGGGCCGCGUGAACCCGACGCCGAGCCAGCUGAAGUAUAAGAUCAUCGUGGAGGGCGCGAACCUCUUCAUCUCGCAGGACGCACGGCUCGCGCUGGAGCGCUGCGGCGUCGUCUUGAUCAAGGAUGCCUCCUCGAACAAGGGUGGCGUCACGAGCUCCUCCUUGGAGGUCUUCGCCGGGCUUUGCCUGUCCGACGAGGAGCACGCGAAGUACAUGUGCGUGCGCGAUGAGUUGAACCCCCCGCUGUUCUACAAACGCCUUGUGGAGGAGAUCGUCGCUCGGAUCGAGAAGAACGCGGAGAAUGAGUUCAACGCGAUCUGGAGUGAGUGGAAGAAGGACCCGUCGAAACCCAAGACCCUCAUUGCCGACGCGCUCAGCAGCAAGAGCGUGAAGAUCCGCGCGGACAUUCUGAAGAGCGACAUCUUCGCGGACAAGAAACUGGUGCGGCAUGUGAUGAUGGAAUACGCGCCGAAGACACUCCUCGAGGUGGUGCCCAUCGACAAGAUGCUGCAGCGCGUACCGGAGGUUUACCAACACGCUAUUUGCGCGAUGUGGUUAUCCUCUAACUAUGUCUUCAGUGGCAGGGCGAACAGCAAUGAGUUCGACUUCUUCAAGUUCCUGACUGAGGAAAUCAAGCGGAUGAAUGCAAAGUACGAGUAA
Phytomonas sp. EM1 is the source of this 3018-nucleotide messenger RNA. NCBI's taxonomy places the organism in Eukaryota, Euglenozoa, Kinetoplastea, Trypanosomatida, Trypanosomatidae. The record is from the annotation of a GenBank genome assembly.